GUUCGCGGCGGAGUAGGGCGGGCGAGAGGGAGAAGAUGAGGCAGCGUCCGGCCAGGCGGCGCUGCGGUUGGAGCCACCGCCUUCCUCGCAUCGAGCAGUUGCCACCGCUCCCCAACAGGCCCCGGAGCCCGAGCGGGGGGCACCCCGGUCCGAGAGCAUAGUGACGCUGUUUAGCAACGUCACAGGAUGCGUGAAUACAAACUGGUUGUCCUUGGCUCAGGGGGUGUGGGAAAGUCUGCAUUGACUGUACAGUUUGUUCAGGGAAUAUUUGUUGAAAAGUAUGACCCAACAAUAGAAGACUCCUACAGAAAGCAAGUUGAAGUAGACUGCCAACAAUGUAUGCUUGAAAUCCUCGACACAGCAGGAACAGAGCAGUUCACAGCAAUGAGAGAUCUGUAUAUGAAGAAUGGCCAGGGAUUUGCACUAGUAUAUUCAAUAACUGCACAGUCAACGUUUAAUGACUUACAGGACCUGAGAGAACAGAUCUUGCGAGUCAAGGACACUGAAGAUGUUCCCAUGAUUCUGGUUGGCAAUAAGUGCGACUUGGAAGAUGAGCGAGUAGUGGGCAAAGAACAGGGCCAGAACCUAGCAAGACAAUGGAACAACUGUGCCUUUUUAGAGUCCUCUGCAAAGUCGAAGAUCAAUGUUAAUGAGAUCUUUUAUGACCUGGUCAGACAGAUCAAUAGGAAAGCGCCAGUGGAAAAGUCAAAAAAGAAGAAAUCCCAAUGUAUGCUGCUUUAAACUUCUGCUAUGCAGCAGGUCUGAGCCAGGUAUGAAGAACUGUUGCCUAAUUGGAAAGUGCCAGCAUUUCCAAUUUCAAAAAAAAUUAACAUAUCUGAAGAGGCUUCACCCGUUUUUAUAUCUUCAAUUUAAAAAGAUCUCCAGAAGACCGUUUGCACAUACUGUUCCUGAAAUUUGCCAUGUGCAUUGCUUGAACAGACAGUAUUUUCACCUCUUUGCAUAGUGGUUAUAGCCAAUGUGGAUUUAAUGAUGAGUUAGUUGUAUAAUUAUACAAAAAGCAUGGACACAUUUCCAAUGUUGUAGAUGUUGCAAGUGAAAUUACGAGUUGAUUACAUAUUGGCCUUUAUCAUUGCACCUCUUCUCCCUAUCAAGCACUAAUAGUUCAUUGAUGGUUUUUGACAUUAUUAGUCCAUAUUGUUCCUUGAUGGACUUAUCCCAGCAGUUAACAUCUACUUUUGGUCAUUGUGACUCCAUUUUAUAUUGGGAUGUUGCAGGAUCACCUUACUUUCACGAUACAAUUGUAUUCUAAUUAAAAUGUUUUGUGCAUAAUGCUUUGGAAAAUGGGGUCUUUUAUAGGAAAACUGUGGAAAGCUGAUUUCUAUGUCUCUUUAAAGCUGAAAUAUAUUAUACUAAACCAACUCUAAAUUGG
Messenger RNA from Hypanus sabinus (Atlantic stingray), 1390 nucleotides. RefSeq names its product RAP1A, member of RAS oncogene family a (gene rap1aa). Gene Ontology annotation, molecular function: GTP binding; GDP binding; GTPase activity. Lineage: Eukaryota; Metazoa; Chordata; Chondrichthyes; Myliobatiformes; Dasyatidae. Gene Ontology annotation, cellular component: plasma membrane. Bases 187 to 741 code for a protein of 184 amino acids. The record is from RefSeq and is a predicted model, not a curated record. Gene Ontology annotation, biological process: Rap protein signal transduction; negative regulation of synaptic vesicle exocytosis; cellular response to cAMP. The transcript has 8 exons.